AUGGAUCCCCGCGUGGCCUGGAUCCAGCCCGAGCAGAAAGGCCCCGCGAAUGCGCUGUGGAUGCAGAUCUGGGAGACCUCGCAGGGCGUGGGGGGCCGGGGCGGCGCCAGCUUCCCGCACUACCUCUGCCUUAACUCCCCGGCGCUGGACUCCGCCGCCGCCUCCCCGCCCCGCGGCCACAGCUGCGUGCGGCUCGGGGCGCCCGGCGGCGGCGCCUGCUGCUCCUCUUCCUCGCCGCCUUCGCCUUCGCCUUCCCCUCCGGCCCUGCUGACCGGACUGGUUCCCGCUGCCACCGCCGGCCCCGCGGCGGUGAACGGCGGCGAGGGAGGGCGGCGGCUGCAGAAGUCGCCUUCCGUGUCUUCCUCGUCCUCCUGCUCGUCGGUGGAGUCCGGCACCGAGAGCCCCGGCUUCUCCUCCUCGGGAUCGUGCAGCGGCGGCGGAGGCGGCGGCUCCUCCUCUUCCUCCUGCGGCCCCCGGGCGGCGGCGGUGGCUCCUCCCGGGCUGCUGGGCAGCGGGGCCGGACCCGGGGAGUUUUUUAACUUCCACGAGAACAAAGUGAACGGUGUGAACGGGCACCACCAGCCCCCGCACCUGGCGCGCAGCCCCCACCCGCCGCCGCCGGCGUCUCCCCAGCAGCACCAGUACCACCCGGGCCGUAGGAAACGAGAGAAUAAAGCCAGCACCUAUGGGAUGAAUUACCUGCUCUCCGGCAGCCGUGGCGUCGCCGUCAACAACUCCCCCCACCAGCAGCGUCAGCCGCCUCAGCCAGCACUGCAGAGCCCCGGCACACCCUGGAAGACCAGGAAAUACAGCCCGGGCGUGCAGGGACUACAUGAAGAAAUAAUUGACUUCUAUGACUUCAUGUCCCCUCGUCCUGAAGAAGCAGCUAUGAGAAGAGAAGUGGUGAAAAGAAUAGAAACAGUCAUCAAAGAUCUUUGGCCUACAGCUGAUGUCCAGAUAUUUGGCAGCUUUAGUACAGGGCUUUAUCUUCCAACUAGUGAUAUUGAUUUAGUUGUUUUUGGGAAAUGGGAACGACCCCCUUUACAGCUGCUGGAGCAAGCACUAAGAAAACACAAUGUGGCUGAGCCAUAUUCCAUUAAAGUACUUGAUAAAGCUACGGUACCAAUAAUAAAACUUACUGACCAGGAGACAGAAGUGAAAGUUGACAUCAGUUUUAAUGUAGAAACUGGUGUGAAGGCAGCUCGAUUUAUCAAGGAAUACAUGAAGAAAUAUUCUUUGCUGCCUUACUUGAUUUUAGUAUUAAAACAGUUCCUCCUUCAGAGGGACUUGAAUGAAGUUUUUACCGGUGGAAUUAGCUCUUACAGCCUAAUUUUAAUGGCAAUUAGUUUCCUGCAGCUGCAUCCAAGAAUUGAUGCCAGAAGAGCUGAUGAAAACCUUGGAAUGCUUCUGAUAGAAUUUUUUGAACUCUAUGGGAGGAAUUUUAACUACUUGAAGACUGGUAUUAGAAUAAAAAAUGGAGGUGCCUAUAUUGCCAAAGAAGAAAUCAUGAAAGUCAUGACUAAUGGAUACAGACCAUCGAUGCUAUGUAUUGAAGAUCCUCUCCUGCCUGGAAACGACGUUGGCAGAAGUUCUUACGGUGCCAUGCAAGUGAAACAAGUUUUUGAUUAUGCCUACAUUGUUCUUAGCCAUGCAGUAUCACCACUUGCAAGAUCAUAUCCAAAUAGAGAUUCUGAGAGCACAUUAGGUAGAAUCAUCAAAGUGACCCAAGAAGUGAUUGACUACAGGGCCUGGAUUAAAAAGAAGUGGGGGAGCAAAAUUAAUUUAUCACCUGAACUUGAUAAUAGGUUGAAAAUAAGAGACCAGAUAUCUUUGUGCAAUGGAGAACAGCAACAGAACAGAGACUCUGAACCAUCUUACAACCAACGCUUGACCUUGUCAUUGGCUAGUACACAACAGUUAUCCUCUGGUUCAUCUGCCUCUUCUGUAUCAUCACUCUCCGGCAGUGACAUUGAUUCUGAUACACCACCUUGCACAGCUCCUAAUGUUUACCAGUUCAGUCUGCAAGCACCGACUCAGCUUAUGGCCAGUUUACCACCCGCAUUGCCUAUGCCAAGUGGUAAACCCCAAUCUGCGCCUACGAGAACCUUGAUAAUGGCCGCCAGUAAUCAGCAGCACAGUGGAAUGAAGUUUUCCAUGAAAGGAACUCAUAACCAAGGCAACAGCUACAGCCCUGUCAGCAGUGGAGGCAUGAGGCAACCAGUUGGUAACCGAGGACACCACCAGUACAAUCGUAAUAUAUGGAGAAGAAAAAAACACAGAGACAGUUUGCCUAUUAGUCUGAGCAGAUAAUGGCAGAUGCCAAAAUGACCUUCCCUGUUCAGACGAACUGAGUGAGUGCCACUCAACUUGAGGGAUGGAGACCAGCGUCCAGCACAUCGUUUUAUUGGUGUUGCCAAAUAUCUGCAGCUGACUUCUUUGCAUGUUUCUUUGUGUGGUGGUUCAGUCCAUCUUCAAGAAGUAGUUGUGCUUAUCUGUGAAGCCUUAUUAAAUGUGGAAGUUUGUUUUCUGCCUUCCCACAAUGGUUCAUACAGUGCCGAAGCAGCUCUGACAGUA
This is a messenger RNA of Gavia stellata (red-throated loon), 2574 nucleotides long. RefSeq names its product terminal nucleotidyltransferase 4A (gene TENT4A). Lineage: Eukaryota; Metazoa; Chordata; Aves; Gaviiformes; Gaviidae. Gene Ontology annotation, biological process: RNA 3'-end processing. The record is from RefSeq and is a predicted model, not a curated record. The coding region runs from base 1 to 2310 and encodes 769 amino acids. The transcript is spliced from 12 exons. Gene Ontology annotation, cellular component: nucleolus; TRAMP complex. Gene Ontology annotation, molecular function: mRNA binding; poly(A) RNA polymerase activity.